AUGGUUCGUGUGCCAUAUCUGGAGCUAAGCAGCAGCGAGAUGACGAGCUCCCUGCUGAGCCAAGGCCGCCAGCUGUACGCGUGCUCGUACUGCCCGUACACCUCAGUGCGGCGGUACACCGUGAAGCUGCACGAGCGCACCCACACGGGCGAGCGGCCGUUUGUGUGCAACGUGUGCAGUCGACGCUUUGGGCAACGCACCCACCUGAUGGUGCACCAGAAACGACACGUCUCGGAGAAAAAGCCCCGCAAGUUGUUCGAGUGCCCCGACUGCCCAGCGCGGUUCUUAAGCAAGAGGUGGUUCAAAUGCCACCGCAUUUCGCGCGCAAUGUGA
Dermacentor silvarum is the source of this 333-nucleotide messenger RNA. Its product is annotated as zinc finger protein ZFP2-like. Bases 1 to 333 code for a protein of 110 amino acids. Gene Ontology annotation, biological process: regulation of transcription by RNA polymerase II. The transcript has a single exon. Gene Ontology annotation, molecular function: RNA polymerase II cis-regulatory region sequence-specific DNA binding; DNA-binding transcription factor activity. The record is from RefSeq and is a predicted model, not a curated record. NCBI's taxonomy places the organism in Eukaryota, Metazoa, Arthropoda, Arachnida, Ixodida, Ixodidae.